AUGCAUCCAGAAGCAGAGCGGGAGUUGGCGUAUAUUCUGCUCGUGGAAUUACUAGCGCAUCAGUUUGCGUAUCCCGUGCGAUGGAUCGAAACACAAAAUGCUAUUCUCGGAGAGAUCAAAGCGGAGAGGAUUGUGGAGGUCGGGCCGGCGAAUAUCCUCACCAAUAUGAUGAAAAGAACCUGGAAUGGGCGAUACACAAUUUCAGAUGAUGUCCAAGGCCUUCGCCGGCGGAUACUUGGGCCUGAUGCAGACCUGCCAGAGAUUUAUUAUCAGUCUCCCGUUGAGGAGAUGAGUUCUGAGGAAAGGACUGGAAAUUCGCUGGUAGCGAGUUCCCAGACACCACACCAGAGCGACGAGAAUGAGUUUGGUUCCAGCCAGCCAGCAUCACAGUCGACCAUAGACGACAACCAUGAGCCAAUAGCGCCAAUGAUGGAUUUGGAAGAGGCCAAUGUCCCGGUCUCCGCAGUGCUGCUCGCGAUUAUAGCCACAAAACUAAAGAAAGCCCCCAAAGAUAUUGAUACCACAAAGUCAAUCAACCAGCUCGUCAGCGGACGCUCAACGCUCACCAAUGAAAUUGUUGGUGAUCUUCACGUCGAGUUCGCAAAUCAACUGCCCGACCGUGCAGAGGAGCAGCGACUCAGCGAGCUGUUUGAGACACUUAGCAAGGUCCACACUGGAACACUUGGGAAGAAGACUUCAUCACUCGUUGCAAGCUUUGUCUCCUCCAAAUUACCAGGUAGCUUCAACCAGUCAAAGGUCCGGGAGCAUCUUCAGCAACGAUGGGGGCUAGGACCCAUGCGCCAGGAUGCGGUUUUGCUUCUUGCGCUCACAAGUCAGCUUGACUCACGCCUGCCUUCUGAAGACGCUGCGAAGAGCUUUAUCGACGACUGCGCGGGAGCAUAUUUCAAGCAGGAGGGCUUGUCACUGCCCCGAAGCAGCCCAUCCACCGUAGGGACAAUCGCCAAGGUUGACGCAAAAGCUCUGGAAGUGAUCAAUGAAAGAAGCAACGCUUUGCUACGGGACAUCAGUGAGGCGAUGUCUCGGCAUCUUCCCACAAACACGAGUCCCAAAACGGAUUCAAUGGCGGCGAAAUCUGAACAAGAGGUUGACGAACUCGACCUGUGGCGCAGCGAGCACGGAGAAGAUUAUGCUGAGGGUAUCAAGCCGAUAUUCGAUAUUGGGAAGCAACGGUUCUACGACUCCUUUUGGAACUGGUCCUCCCGCGACAUUGCUCUACUUUUCGAUCUUGCCAAGCACCCCAGCUCACAGAAUGCGGGGUUGAUCGAAGAACUUUCAACAUCUAUUAUCAAUCGAUCUUGCGAGCGCUCUAUCGCUCAGAUCCAGUAUCUUUGCUCAAAAACAAUGGGCGAAAAGACGAACCUAGGCCGGAUCAUGAGGCUUUGUCUGCAAGCAAGCAUAUCCUCGAAGAAUCGGGACCCGGUAUUCAUUGAUGGGUCAAUCGACCUGGCGCCAUCAACAACUAUUGACAAAGAGGGUAACAUCAAAUUUGCCGAAGUACCGCGAACAUCCCCUCUCAAGGUUCGCAAGUCUUCAAUCCCGCAAAUGCCAUAUCCCGUGGGCACCUAUGAUCAUGGCAUCUUGACUAUGUCUGACAGGCUCAGCUCUGCAUAUGCGGAAGACUUGGAUACAGCGCGGCAUUCCGGGUUCACCUUUCGGGGUAGGAAUGUGUUGUUGACAGGUGCUGGCCGGAACUCCAUUGGCUUCGGGCUUCUGAAGUACCUACUACAGGGCGGUGGAAGAGUCACAGUGACUACUAGCAACUACUCCUCAGAAGCCACGCAAAUGUACCAGAGCCUUUAUUCUCGACAUGGAGCCAAGGGGUCUGUUUUGAGGGUUCUUCCAUUCAACCAAGGUAGUCAACGAGACAUCCAGGAGCUUGCGAAGAACUUGGUAGAUGACUGGGACCCUGACUUCAUUAUUCCAUUUGCGGCAAUAUCCGAGAACGGCCGAGAGCUUGAAGAGUUGGAUUCGAAGUCGGAGAUUGCCCACCGGCUGAUGCUCACCAAUCUCCUCAGGUUAUUUGGUGCCGUUUCCAAGAAUAAGCGUUCCAGGGGAAUUAUUACCAGACCUGCCACAGUCGUACUCCCCCUGUCUCCCAAUCAUGGUCUCAUGGGUAACGACGGUCUCUAUGCAGAGUCCAAGAGGGGCCUGGAAUCUCUACUCUCGAAAUGGAAGUCCGAAACUUGGAGUGACUAUCUGUCUAUGCUGGGGGUUGUCAUUGGCUGGACUCGAGGAACAGGCCUCAUGGACGACAAUGAUAUUGUUGCUCAGGGAGUCGAGGGUAUGGGAGUUCGGACAUUCUCCAAAGACCAAAUGGCUGCAUUCAUUGCGUCCCUCUUGGGCGGCAGAAUGAACGUUGCUUGCCAGUCCAUCCCAAUUGUCGUCGAUCUCAGCGGCGGAAUGGGCAAGGUCAUGGAACUGAAGGAUAAGCUUACGAAAAUUCGCCAUGAUCUUCGCGCCGAAGCAGACAUUCAACGAGCUAUCAUGGAGGAGCAGCAGAGAGAAGCAACAAUUACUGGUCGCAAGACGUCAUUCCAUACUCCCCAGGCUUUGCCGCGGAGAGCGAAUCUACGUCUUCAGUUACCUCGACUAGCUGAGUGGAACGGGGAACUGGCAUCUCUCGCAGAAGGCUUGGAGGGUAUGGUCGACCUGAGCCGAAUAGUUGUCAUUACGGGUUUCGCAGAGCUUGGACCUUAUGGGAGUAGUAGGACACGAUGGGAGAUGGAGGCCGAGGGCUCUCUGUCUCUUGAAGGAUGCAUUGAGAUGGCAUGGAUGAUGGGUCUCAUCAAAUACAGCAAAGAUGUUCUGAAAGACGGGCUCCCGUGGACUGGCUGGGUAGACGCAAAGACCUCGGCUCCGGUGGAAGAGAGUGAGAUCUUCUCACGAUACAUGGGAUCGAUCCUCGAGCAUACAGGCAUACGCAAGAUUGAGCCAGACAAUUGCGACAACAACUACGAUCCGGAAAAGAAGACGACAGUCCAGGAAAUGGAACUCACUCAGGACCUACCCCCAUUUGAGGCAUCGUCUGACGUGGCUCGGUACUUCCAACUUCAGCACGGUGAGAAGGCCGUUAUCAGCAAGAUGGAGUCUGGGCUUGUCAUGGUCCAGCUCAAGGCUGGCGCGAAAGUUCUCGUCCCAAGAGCAAGUCGGUUCAAUCGCACGGUGGCUGGCCAGAUUCCAACUGGAUGGUCGGCAAAGCGAUACGGCAUCGACGACGAGAUUAUUGAGCAAGUUGACCCUGUGACACUCUUCACGUUGGUCUGCACUGUCGAAGCACUCUUGACGUCAGGGAUUGUCGACCCGUACGAAUUAUACAAGCAUAUCCAUCUUUCCGAAGUUGGUAAUUGUAUUGGUUCAAGCAUGGGUGGGCUUUCGUCGUUGAGACAGAUGCACCGCGAUCGAUUCCUCGAUAAAACAGUCCAGGGAGAUAUUCUCCAGGAAACCUUCAUCAACACAACGGGGGCAUGGAUCAACAUGCUACUAAUGUCUUCAACUGGACCAAUAAAAACACCUGUCGGUGCCUGUGCCACGUCGCUGGAGUCACUUGAUACGGGAUACGACCUCAUUGUAGCUGGCAAAGCCAAGGUCUGCAUUGUUGGUGGCGUGGAGGACUUCGUCGAAGACGUAUCGUACGAGUUUGGAAGCAUGAAUGCUACCUGUGACACUGACAAGGAAUUUGCCGCUGGAAGAAGUCCAGCUGAGAUGUCCCGGCCUACAACAUCAACCAGAAGUGGAUUUGUCGAGUCUCAAGGAUGUGGAAUUCAGAUCCUUACGACUGCCGAGCUUGCCCUGGAGAUGGGUCUUCCCAUAUUUGGAGUGGUAGCUUUUACCAGUAUGGCUGCCGAUAAAGUCGGCCGCUCUGUCCCAGCACCCGGUGGAGGCGUUUUGACAAAUGCCCGAGAAGCAAGCUCGGGGAGACGAUAUGCCACGCCACACCCCCUGCUCGAUAUAGGAUACCGUCGAAGGCUACUCAAUAUGAGAAUUCAGCAAGUCAACGACAACUACCAGACAAAUCUGGACCUUAUGGAGCAUGAAAUUCAUUACAUAAAAGAGAUGGGAACCGACGGCUUUGACGAGGAGCGCUAUCGACAGGACAACAUGACUGCUUUUGAAGAGGACGCAAAGAAGCAAGAGGCGGACUUGAGAUUCAGUCUGGGCAAUCAAUUUUGGAAGAAUGAGCAGCACAUCGCACCGAUCCGAGGCAGCCUCGCAACUUGGGGCCUUGGGAUCGAUGAUUUGGCGGUCGCGUCGAUGCACUUGACCUCGACCGUGAAGAACGAUACCAAUGAGUCUUCAGUUCUUCAGAAGCAGAUGGAAUUCCUGGGGAGACAACAGGGAAAUCUUCUUACUUGCGUAGGCCAGAAAUGGCUGACUGGUCACUCAAAGGGAGCUGCUGGUGCCUGGAUGGUGAACGGGGCCCUACAGAUGAUGGACUCUGGUUUGAUCCCAGGUAAUCGAAAUGCCGAUAACAUUGACACCGACCUGCGACAGUACAAUCUUCUUCACUUCCCAAACAUGACCACCCGGGCUGAAGAGAUCAACGCUUGCUCCAUUACCUCCUUUGGGUUUGGACAGAAGGGCUCACAGGCCAUUCUGGUUCACCCAAAGUUUCUCUUUGCGACCACCAACAAGCAGGCUUACGAGGACUACGUCGCGAGGAGGAAUGGUAGAUGGAGAAAGGCAAACAGCUUCUUCAGCCGUGGGAUACUUCAUGAGAGGCUUGUCAACACCAAGACUUUGCCGCCUUACCAGGCGGCGCAAGAGUCUGCAGCACUGCUCAACCCGGCAGCUCGUUUCUCUGAGCAACGCUAUUAA
Molecule: messenger RNA, 4836 nt
Organism: Colletotrichum gloeosporioides
Lineage: Eukaryota; Fungi; Ascomycota; Sordariomycetes; Glomerellales; Glomerellaceae
Product: Fatty acid synthase apf5
Exons: 4
Coding region: 1-4836 (1611 amino acids)
Biological process (GO): long-chain fatty acid biosynthetic process
Cellular component (GO): fatty acid synthase complex
Molecular function (GO): 3-oxoacyl-[acyl-carrier-protein] reductase (NADPH) activity; fatty acid synthase activity; 3-oxoacyl-[acyl-carrier-protein] synthase activity
Source: RefSeq, a predicted model, not a curated record